AUUUGGUUACAGCACGACGGGCGCCAUGUCGUUUCGGAAGCGGAAUAUAGGGAUCUCGUCGGGAGAUAACCGUGAGAUUAAUCAGAGCACUGCUGGGGCGUCUACUGCGCAACAAGCUGAGGCGCUUCCGGGCGUGCGACCUUCACCUGACGAUGGACGCCCGACAACCUCGACUGGGUCUCGUUCUUUAGAUAAUUUGCUUGCUGGCCAUAGCGGAUUGCCACUUGGGAAGAUUCUACUCAUUGGGGAGAACGGGACGACGGAUUUUGCAGGCGCAUUACUGCGAUAUUAUGCAGCGGAAGGCGUUGUUCAGGAGCAUCGAGUGCAUGUUGUUGGUAUAGGAGAGCAGUGGGGGAGAACGUUACCGGGACUUAUAGGAUCUGCCGAUUCAGCAGAUGAAAAAACUGACAGGAGGAGAGACGAGAAGAUGAAAAUUGCUUGGAGGUAUGAACGCUUGGGCGAAUUCGGGGCGGGUUCAAGAGUCCCUACCGAACCAGCAGAUAAGUCUGCAGCUCCAGCAGAUAAGCAGCAAGUAUUCUGUCACGCCUUCGACCUAACCAAGCGUCUCACCCAUCCGUCCUUGUCUACAUUAAACUAUAUCCCUCUUGCGCCUUCCAGAGGAUCGCCCUUCCUACCGGUCAUGCAAAAUAUACGUUCCGCUAUUUCUGCUAGUCCUCCGAAUACAGUGCAUCGAAUUGUCAUACCGGCGCUCCUCAACCCUGGUACCUAUCCCCCCGACGCAAGCCAACCUGAUUAUCUGAUUCAAUUCAUCCACUCUCUCCGUGCGCUUCUUUCCCAGAAUACACAUAACAUCACUGCAGUGAUCACACUUCCCCUUUCGUUAUAUCCUCGAUCUUCAGGACUUGUUCGAUGGAUCGAACUUCUGUGCGACGGAGUGAUUGAACUAUGUCCCUUCCCACACUCAUCAGAUGCAAUUGCCACGUCUGGCGCAGCGACGGCAAAUGAGGAGCCACCCCAGGGCACACUGAAAACCCACAGACUUCCAGUAUUACACGAACGCGGAGGGGGGAGCGACCAAAACAUCGGAGUAGACUGGGCGUUUACACUUAGUCGGCGAAAAUUUGAGAUCAAGCCGUUCAGUCUGCCUCCAGCAGAAGGAGACAAUGAAGCCCAGCAGGCAGUGGGAAAUAGUGCAAUGCCCAAAAAAGCUGAUCUUGAGUUCUAGCCGAAUAUCAAGGGUUGACCGACGUGUCAACGUUCAUGCUCAUCCUCCUCAUCGUACUGUUCUUCCCGGUACAUAUCAUCCAACUCGAUCUGUUCUGACAUGGCAGGGCCGGUGUUAGUCAUUGUCCGCAGGUAGUCUCGGCCGUAUGCAUCUGCGCCAAUGCUUGAUACUCCACGCAGGCGAGCUCGAAAUCUGUCUCCUAGGCAAGAGGAGAGCGCCAGGAACGCCAGUAGCAGAAUUAGCGGGCCAAAGAAGACCACCAUUAUCAGUAAUAUGAAAUUCAUGAUUAUAGAGUAUGCGCUCUACGCAAAUAUCCGUAUGCGUUGGAAAGAGAAAAGGGAAGCUAAUGACGAUCGAGUGAGCCUUCGAGCUAGCCCCCUAAACGGGUUAGCCUAGCUAGGUCAAAUGCGGAUCCACCAUAAUGACUGAUAAUUUUCAUUUUCU
Messenger RNA from Talaromyces proteolyticus, 1630 nucleotides. Its product is annotated as PAXNEB protein superfamily. NCBI's taxonomy places the organism in Eukaryota, Fungi, Ascomycota, Eurotiomycetes, Eurotiales, Trichocomaceae. Gene Ontology annotation, biological process: tRNA wobble uridine modification. The transcript is spliced from 3 exons. The record is from RefSeq and is a predicted model, not a curated record. The coding region runs from base 26 to 1186 and encodes 386 amino acids. Gene Ontology annotation, cellular component: elongator holoenzyme complex; cytoplasm; transcription elongation factor complex.